GAGGCGGAACUUCCGGGUGAUGGAAAGUUGUCAACAGUUUCGUUGGAGGAGAAUUAAUCUGUAAAUCUGAGUUCAUUAGUAUCGCUUUAAAGUAAAUCCACUCAGAAACUCCACAAGAGAACCGAAGCUGCGGGAUUUCGGCGACUGUCGCUGCGGAGCCGAGAGAUCCUGAGGAGAUUUUGUGAUUCGUACUUUAUUGGGGUGGAUCUGAUGCAAACUGAUGGAGAAUAAACAAACUCCUCGGGUGUGGAUGAUCAAUCUGAAUCAGUCUCCUUGACUCUUAAGGGAUUUUAUUUAAAACUCUCUUACUGAUUUCAGUUUAACGGAAUAUUUUGUCCUCCUCCAGGGAUUUUAGGUGUGGACGCAACAUGUGAGCUGUCUUUAGUGUGUUGAAGUUCACACAAUCUGUGACUGUACAACUUGACUUCUUCAUGGGAUUACAGAAUGCUUUGGGCUCAGCUUUGGUCCUAAUUCACAUUUCUAUUGGGCUCAGGUUCAAUCCAGAUCCAGUAAUCUCUUCUGCACAGCUUUCCUUUGAUGUAGUGUUUCGUUUUUGACAGAAACGCACUGAUUCGUGUCUUAUAUUACCCUGAUGCGGGUUAGUUUGGUGUAAUUAAACGUCAGGUUUCGGGCUGCAAAAGUGUUGUGCAAUGCUUCUGUUUCUGUGCGCACGUAUGCGGGUAUUUGCUUAAGGGGACAGAGGAACGUGCGUGUACGUGCGCGUUCUGUGACGUCAUUUCUGCGUGAACUCAGUGAAAUCAAAUCUCAUUCCAGUUUUAAUUCGAAUCAACCCUAUGCAGCCCGAACUGUAGUAUUUAUAGUUUGAGUAUGUGAAAGUUUUACUCUUAAAGUUUCUGAGUUUUGAUGUGCGGAAUAUUGGAAGUUCUUGUAAUUAACAAUUAAAUGCUCGAUCCACCUUUAAAUCAAAUUUGUAGACAGAACUGUAAUGUUUAUAGUUUGAUUCUAAGUUUUACUCUUAAAAGUUGCAGAGUGUGUUUGAGCUUUUACACAAAAUUGCUGAACUUUUAAUUUACGGUUUAAAAGCGUGAUAAUUCGAAUCAAAUGUUUUCAAUUUUCGGUAUACUUUUUUUUUUUUCUUAAAGUUGGUAAAUGUUUAAGCUAGUUUUAAUUUGAAGUUAAAUGCAUGAUACACUUUUAAUUUGAAUCAAAUGAAACUGUAAUUCCACACUUGAUUGUGAUCGAGUUUGAUUUAUUGCAGGUUCUACUCUUUAAAGAGUUUUCGAACUUUUCCUCUUGGUUAAACGCAUGGGUUCAUUUCUCAUUUCUGAAUAUCAGAACUGUAACAUUUAACAUUUUGAAUUUUCUAUUCAAGUUAUACUCUUAAAGUUGCUGAGCGUUUUGAGCUUCCACACUUGCUCUAGUUUUAAUUUAAAGUCAAAACCAAUUCUAAUUUGAUUCUAAUUUGAAUCAAAUGCACAGCCAGAACUGUUACAUUUAGAGUUUGAUUAUAUUCAAGCUUGAUUCUUAAAGUUGUGUGUUUGAUCUUUUCCACUUGCUCCAGUUUUACUCUUAAAGUUGCUGAGCGUUUUGAGCUUCCACACUUGCUCUAGUUUUAAUUUGACAUCAAAAGCGUGAUCAUUUCUAAUUUGAAUCAAAUGCUCAGUCAGAACUGUUACAUUUAGAGUUUGAUUGUAUUCAAGCUUUACUCUUAAAGUUGUGUGUUUGAUCUUUUCCACUUGCUUCAGUUUUAAUUUUAAGUUAAAAGCAAGAUCCACUUUUAAUUUGAAUCAAAUGAGCAGUCAGAACUGAAACUCCAGACAUUGUGAUUGAGUUUGAUUCUUUGCAGGUUCUUUCAAAGUUGUCGUGUCACCAGUUCUCCGCAGACGGUAGCACAACGUUGACGGAAACAGAACUUCUUGUUUUUGUAGUCACUAAACUAGUCCUGCAGACCUAAAAAAAAAAAAAAAAAGCCCUGACACGCUCAGGCAUUAAGCUGCAAGAGGAAACCAUCUAAAACGCCCUAAUUAUGGUAUUUAUUUUGUUAACAUCUUUUGGAUGGGCUGCUUGAUCUUGAAAUAAUCAAAUCUGUGCAUGCAUGGUGAUUAUAAGUCUCUUUAUUGUGUCCUGAGCUGUGAAUGCACAUACUGCACAACUGCCAGAGGAAACAGCCAUCAGAGCCGAGACUUGCGCAACUGCUGGGCAGAGAAACUGCUCUUGUUACUGUACUGGCUGUAGUCGAAAUACUCCAAACAGCCGCAGGGAGAAGGAGGAUAGAGUGCCAAGCGCAAUGGAAUAAAUGUGAUUUAUUUUACUUUUGAGUUUUACCACGUACCUGUGAGUUCACCUGAGGACAGAGAAUAUGGUUUAUCUGAUCCAGAUCCACCCUAGAGACUGAGUGACAGUAAACCAGUCUUGCUUUGGAAUGGUUAGGAUAUCCGUUUCUUAAGGAGAUUCUUUCACUCUUUUUUCGCUUUUUCUUUUCCUGCCAGAGUGUGAAAUAAUGAACAAGGAUCGGGCUUGGAGCUCUUAAGCAUAACGUCAUACCGCUCGCACACGCUCUGUCCAGAAUGAGUGGUGGAAAGAAACGGAGCGGUUUUCAAAUCACCAGCGUUACUUCGGACUACAAUCAGGGUUCUGGAGAAAACCAUCCGACGGAGCUCCUCAGCCCCGGGGCUCAAAGAGCCACGCCCCCUUCUGCCAGAACUCCCGCCCACGGGCGGACCCCCGGAAGCCAGACUGCAUCGCCCACUCAAAUUACAUCCAAUGGCCCGUUACUGCGUCAUAGCCCCGCCCUCCAGAUGCAACAAAGCUCCAGUCAGCCGAACACGCCCGUCACGGCCAGGAAGCAGAGUUCGCUGGACGCCGGCGGGGCUUCGCGGUUUCGCGUGGUACGUUUGGACCAGGGACCGGGCGAGCCAUACAAACGUGGCCGGUGGACUUGCGUGGAUGUGAUGGAGAGGGAGGUCGAGGAGCGAGGCCUCCGCCGUGUGAUUGACAGCAUGAGACACGCCCACUCGCUGGAGUCCUUAGAGACAGUGGGGCUGGGCGGAGCUGAAGGCGCGGUGGGCGGAGCCAGACUGAAGCCGUUGGGGGUGCACACAGGUCACAUGGUACACUCACAGGGCACCAAUUACUUGCUCAGCCAAUGCCGGACAGACUCCGCCCACAGCGGCCCACCCUCACCCUCGCUCGACACGCAGCCAAUCACGUCACCACACUUGCCGAACACACCCCGUAUACGCAACAUACCCGCCCCGCUGCGCCUCGACAUGGAUGCCGUUGGCAAGCUACGGACCACCCGCUCACAGCCGGCAUCGCCCGGACCGCAUCUGGGUCGGGACAGUCCUUUCCAUCCUGGACUGACGCCCAUCCAGACGCCGUCCGCCCUCGCAUUGGCGCAGUCCAUGUUCGGCAUGGGUCGAGCGUUCGAGCUUGUGGAAGACGACGGUGGAACCAACAGCAGUAUGAUCGCCAUCGAUAACAAGAUAGAGCAAGCUAUGGACCUGGUGAAGUCUCACCUGAUGUUGGCGGUUCGAGAGGAGGUGGAGGUGCUGAGAGAACAGAUCAAAGAGCUCUCGGAGAGAAACGCUCAGCUGGAGAGAGAAAACUACAUCCUCCGAGCCCUCAGGGACAGAGACUGAGCCAAACGCAUGACACUAGCACCAGUGCAUCAUGGGAGAUGUAGUUCGAUGAGUAAAGUGCCCAGGAAAAAGGGAAGGAAACCAGAGGAGGUGAAGCCAGCGUGUGCAGUAUUGACCAAUUAGUGCCUUAAACACCAGUAAUGACUGAUAGCGCUGCUCACAUGCUCUAAUUAAGAGAUUGCAAGAUAAUUAAAUAAUGUUGAUUUUUAUGACGCCCUAAACAGUGCCUAUUUAUUACUGUCAGUGUGUGUGUGUUAGUUUUAAAGCACUGCUCACAUCUAGGUUAAUAAUAAAUCUCUUUAUGUUGACCACCGCUGGCAGAUGGAAAGACUAGUUUAGUUAACUUGCUCUCUCUCUGUUAGUUUAAUAAUGGUUUGAUCUGUUCUGCAUUAUGCGCUUUAAUAAAUAACUCUCACUA
Ctenopharyngodon idella (grass carp) is the source of this 4020-nucleotide messenger RNA. RefSeq lists its product as uncharacterized. Gene Ontology annotation, biological process: regulation of transcription by RNA polymerase II. The record is from RefSeq and is a predicted model, not a curated record. Lineage: Eukaryota; Metazoa; Chordata; Actinopteri; Cypriniformes; Xenocyprididae. The transcript has 4 exons. The coding region runs from base 2529 to 3602 and encodes 357 amino acids.